Cloeon dipterum is the source of this 1138-nucleotide messenger RNA. RefSeq names its product Prenyl-binding protein (gene PrBP). The transcript has 5 exons. Gene Ontology annotation, cellular component: cytoplasm. The record is from RefSeq and is a predicted model, not a curated record. Bases 124 to 567 code for a protein of 147 amino acids. NCBI's taxonomy places the organism in Eukaryota, Metazoa, Arthropoda, Insecta, Ephemeroptera, Baetidae. Gene Ontology annotation, biological process: sensory perception of light stimulus.
UGAUUUACUUAUUCACUUGACCAGGUGCUUUCGCAGUGUUAGAGAAUGCUCUGUUGUUUUCUGCAUUAAUUUUUACAAAAUCAAGGUGUAUUGAUCAUAACAGACGUCGGACAGUGGCCGAAGAUGCCUUCGCGGUCGGAGGAUAUUCUGAAGGGGUUCAAAGUGAAUUGGAUGAACCUUCGAGAUGCAGACACUGGAAAAAUUCUUUGGCAGGGCACGGAUGAUUUAUCGAUUCCGGACGUUGAGCACGAGGCCAGGGUGCCGAUGAAAAUUCUAAAGUGCCGGGCUGUGUCGAGAGAAAUCAACUUCUCUUCAGCAGAGCCAAUGGAAAAAUUUAGACUAGAACAAAAAGUGCUUUUUAAGGGACGCUGUCUUGAAGAAUGGUUCUUUGAAUUUGGGUUUGUCAUUCCCAAUUCAACAAACACAUGGCAAUCCCUCAUAGAGGCUGCGCCUGAAUCUCAAAUGAUGCCUGCUAGCGUUUUGAACGGAAACACGGUCAUCGAAACCAAAUUCUAUGAUGAUGAUCUUCUGGUGUCUACAUCAUUAGUUCGCCUUUUCUAUGAUUAAACAGCCAGACCUGACAAUGACUAUAAUGUGCAAAAAAUGGAUUUUCUACCUAAGUGGGACCACUUUAAGUUUGAUUAGUGAUUUAAUUUCGCCCAAAAUGCUGAUAAGUUUUUGGCUUUUCGUUCUCCGUGUAUGGUUUUUCACGUUUACAAUGCCUGUUUAAAUGUCGAAAACAGGACUGAGCCAUGUGUCUUUCUACCCCACUAAUUUUCUUAAGUUAUCUGAGUCAGGAAUAUUGAUGUAACCAUUACCGAGUGAAAUCACCAGCACAUACCGUUUGGAAUUUCAUAAAAUAUUAAGACACAAACUUGCACGUAAAUUAAGUGCAGUCAAAACUCGAACUCAAGAAUCACAUAGCUGCUUCAUUUAGUGCUUUAAAAUUGAGCGCAGCUAUCUUGGAGUUAAAUUGCUCCUUGUGUUUGUUCCUGGCGCAUGUGUUUAAUUGCAUAAAGAAAAAUUUGCAGUUUAAAGUUUCAUUGUUUUUAUUUUAUUUACAUGUCCAUCUCUAGUCUUAUAAGUGUAACUGUUCACAUUUCACUGAUAUUGAUCAAAUAAAAUAAAAACAUGAAUA